Schistocerca nitens (vagrant locust) is the source of this 1074-nucleotide messenger RNA. RefSeq lists its product as uncharacterized. Bases 75 to 428 code for a protein of 117 amino acids. The record is from RefSeq and is a predicted model, not a curated record. The transcript is spliced from 2 exons. Lineage: Eukaryota; Metazoa; Arthropoda; Insecta; Orthoptera; Acrididae.
CGCGUCUGUAACACGUCUUCUUAGUGGUGCAGCAAUUUUAAUGGCCAGUAGUGUACACCCUCCUGAAACAGAAGAUGGAGCUGUUAGCGAAGAAGAUGACGAGGAAGAUGAAGAAGCCAUCUGCAAUUUCAUCAGAGCCUGGGCAUGGAUGGCCAUACAGAGCAGCUGGAGCUGAUAAACGGAUGGCAACUGCUGAUUCUGCCAGAGCUGUCUCCCACCCCAAGCCCCCAGAUGACUCCUUGGACCUGAUUCCAGCUUUGGCACAGCCAGUGGCCAUUUCCCACCUGUGGGUAUCUGUCCACAGUGAUGCCACCACCAUCUGGGUCACUUUCAGCCCCAUUCUUCUGCACAAGCCAACAGGGAAUGAUAUGUGGCUCAGAGGCCACCCACAUGCAGUGCCAUGGAAGACAUGGACAUUGCCAUCCUGAGCACCGAGCACCAUCCCAUGCUAUAGAGGAGGGACACUUGGGUGGUACAGACUUACAGACACCCCAACAAGAGGAGGGGACUGUGGUAACUCAUGGUUACCACCUCAAUAGCACCUGCAUCUCGACAUCUGCCAAGCUUCAGCAGGACAUGGAGUGCCAGCAGAACAUGUUAUUCAAUCAACCCAUAGAGGUGCACAGUGGCUAAGUUCGACCAACAGGAGGUAGCACUUUCAGAUAGAGGAGACAGCCAUGUAUCAAGAGCAGUGUGUGCUGCUACUGCCUAACACCAGCCUGUGGAAAUGUCAUGACAUUCUACUUAACCCUGCAGUGGAGUGGCUUCUGUAUCAUUCUGUAACAGUUCAUGUUUUUGUAAAUUUCACUCUUGUAUGUUAAACUGCUGCUAAUGAGCUUAUGUACAAGGAUGAUGUAUAGAACAAGUUCAUACUUUUAGUGCCAUUUAUAACUGUGUGUAUUUCAGUGAGAAUAAACAUCUUCAAGAAGUUGAGACGGAAAGACUCUAAAGGCAAAAUAAUUAUAUCAUUCUCCAUGUUUUUCUCUCAAAGUCCACAUGUCUGAAUAUUGUGUGUUAAUCUCAAAAUUCUUUCAGGGAUAUCAGAUUUUUUACCACCCUGCAGCAGCAAAGAUA